AUGGAUUCUCUAAAAUCUAAAACAUCGACCAAUGCACUGUUAACAAAGGAGGUCAAUUCCUCCAAUCAACCAACCCACCUUAUUGUUCACACUACAGGAGAAACACCUUUGUCUAAACGCUCUCUUUUUUUAAUCCAGAAACUUUUUGAGUCGACCAUUGGGCACCUUAAAAAAAUCCAAAAAUUGAGGUCAGGAGAUCUACUUCUGGAAACAGCCUCCCCUCAACAGUCAGAAAAACUUUUGAGAAUGAAGUCUCUAGGAGACAUACAAGUCACCAUCACACCACAUACAAGUUUGAACUCUUCACGUGGUGUGAUAUCUGAAAUUGAUCUGAUGUCUGAGGAUGAAUCAGAUAUCCAGAUUGGUCUUUCAGAUCAAGGUGUUACUGCUGUUCAACGCAUUUCCAUUAGUCGAGAUGGCAAGUUAAUUCCUACUAAACACUUAAUUUUAACCUUUAACAAACCAACUUUGCCAUCUGCUAUCACAGCAGGUUAUCUGCGGUGCCCAAUUCGUCUGUAUGUUCCAAAUCCGCUGCGUUGCUUCAAAUGCCAGCGAUUUGGACAUUCACAAACAUCCUGCCGUGGGAAAAGCACAUGCGCACAGUGUGGAACUGAAGGUCACGAGAGUACCGAGUGCACCAAUAAUCCAUGA
Messenger RNA from Centruroides sculpturatus (bark scorpion), 651 nucleotides. RefSeq lists its product as uncharacterized. The transcript has a single exon. NCBI's taxonomy places the organism in Eukaryota, Metazoa, Arthropoda, Arachnida, Scorpiones, Buthidae. The record is from RefSeq and is a predicted model, not a curated record. Gene Ontology annotation, molecular function: zinc ion binding; nucleic acid binding. The coding region runs from base 1 to 651 and encodes 216 amino acids.